GGACCCCGCCAGCCUGAGACUUUAAUUGAGCUCCCUCCUCCCCUCUCCUCCUCCCCUCUCCUCCUCUCCUCCUCUCCUCUCCUCAGUCUCCUGGCUAACUUCUCGUCGACACACCACUUCACUUCACAUUAUUUUGGACUGGAUACGACAAGCAGCAAUAAGACAUGGCUUUCCUACAAAGAACAUUUCUACCGCUGUUUCUUCAUAUCUGCCUCCUGAACUGGGGCGUGUGGGCCAAGGUGGAGCUGACUAUGUAUGAGAGUGUUGAGGUCUACCUGGGUGACUCGGCUCAGAUCCCCUGCCAAUACAGCUUCACUGAUGCCAGCAACGAGCCCAGCUUUGUCAUGAUCCAGUGGUUUGUGAGAGCUUUAGGGAGUAACACACGGAUGCGGAUCUUCUACGGGGAUCAAAAUGAGCAGAUGGUGGACAACAACACAGACUACAGUGGUCGCAUCGAGGUGACUUCAGACCAGCAGGGAACUCAACUCACCAUCCAAGAUGUCCAACUGUCUGAUGAGAGGGAGUUCUUCUGCCAGGUUAAUGGUCUGGCUGCCGGCUAUGCUGAGGGCAAGACCCACCUCAGAGUGUUUGCUCCUCCAGAGGCUCCACUGAUUGAGGGUGUCACUACUGGGAUAUCUGUGACCAAUGAGGUACCGUCGAAGGUUGCAUCGUGUGAAGUUCGUAACGGCUUCCCUAAACCCAACAUCACCUGGUACAGGAACAGCAUGCCAUUGAUGUCUACACCAGGACAUGUAAAUUUGUUGACCCUGCUGACCCGGGAGCCCAGUGGCUUCUACUCUGUCCAGAGCACACUGGAGUACAAGGUGAUUAAGGAGGACAAGGAUGCCUAUUUCUCCUGCGAGGUCAGCUUUUUUGUCCCGACAGCCAUCAGGACAGUCGAGUCCAACAGCAUCAACAUCACUGUUCACUACCCCACCACCAUGGUGGAGCUGUGGAAGGAGUCGCCCCAGGGCUUGGUCAAAGAGGGGGAUACUGUGGAGCUACGUUGCCAGGGUGAUGGCAACCCCCCGCCGUCCUUCAUUUUCAACAGAGAACAAGAUAUGGAUGUGGACUUGGAGAGCAACGGUGAUGUGUUGACCCUGUCACCAGUGUCACGAAAACACAGCGGCAUCUACCAGUGUCGCCCUCUGGACUACACCGGAUAUAGCGAGGUCAAAGGAGAGAUGCAGCUCACUGUGCACUACUUGGACCCAGCUGUGGUGGUGCCUAAAGACUCAGAAGUCAUGCUCAAAGGAGAAGAACUGACUGCGACCUGCAACGCUCUGUCCUCCCUGAAAACAUCCACUGUCUGGUACAAGGAUGGGCAGCAGGUUGGUAAAGGGAACACAUUGCAUCUGAAGGAUGCCACCUUUGAAACAACAGGAGAGUACAUAUGUGAGGUGACCGUUCCCUCCCUGCCUGCCCUGCACACAAGCGGCUCCGUUCACAUCAUCGUUCAAGGUGGUCCCCAGCUGGUGGGUGUGGAGCAGGAAGUGCAGCUGGAGGAGGCAGCAGGGAGGAUGGUGAACCUGAGCUGUGAGGCUCAGGGCCAUCCACUGCCCAGCAUCUCCUGGAACAUCAUCGGCAGUCAGCAGAGCUGGCAAGAGGUGGUGAGCAAAGCAAACGAGCACAUGACUCACAGCGUGGUGUCAGUCAAAGUCACCUCGGACAUCAGCGCUCUGUGCAACGCUUCCAAUGACAUGGGCACUGAAAUCAAGGCUUUCAGCAUCAAAGCCAUUCCCAGGGUCACUUCAACUGCUCCCUUCUCUCCUGCUGAGGGCAGCGGAGUGAUCAUAGUGGUGAUCAUACUCUCUCUGCUGCUGCUGGCCAUCCUCGGCAGUGUUCUCUACUUCCUGCAUAAGAAGGGGAAAAUCCCUUGUGGACGCUCAGGGAAACAAGAGAUCAGCACCAAAGAGAAGACCACCAAAGAUGACAUUGUCGUGGAGAUGAAGACAAACACAAAGACCGAAGACGCCGUCCUCCUAAAGGCUGUCAACGGAGACAAAAGGGGCCCUAAUGAGCAGUAAAGUCCCACGAUGUCGCAGCAGUGACGGUGUUGUGCAGAGGGAGGCAGGACACAUGAAGCCAGCAGUCUGCGUGUGUGUGUAUGUGUGUGUGUGUGUGUGUGUGUGUGUGUGAGUGAGUGUGUUGGAGCAGAGGAGGCAGAAGACGUGCUGACUGAUCUGAGUCCUGCAGAGUAACACCGCCUCACAGUCCGGACAUUCCCUCAUCGUGCUUUGUUUCUCUGCAGAUUUACACAGCACCACACAACCGCAUCCACACACACACACACACACACACACACACACACACACACACACACACACACACACACACACACACACACGAGUAUGGAUGUGCUGUGUGUAUUUUCUUUUGAAUGAAUGUUUGCUUCCUCAACAUUCAGUUCGUUCAUUUGUUUUGUACCAUUUUCCUCAAACUGUGUUCAGCUGUCGGCUGUUGUUCGGUGUGUGUCUGAUGGUGUCUCGUGUGCAUCAUCACCUUUUUUCCUUUUUUUUUAUUUUUAUGAAAGUGUAUAUAUAUUAUAUAUAUUUUGUUAUUUAAGAUAUUUUGGCACUCAGAUUUUCAUUUCAUGGUAGCGUCUGGGUCAUGUGCAUGUUGAUCCGUGUUCAUGCGUCCAGGCGAGUUUCAGGACAGGAUAUGAUGUCAAGAGACCAAACGCUAGCUGUUCCUCCGAGGCAGCCCUUUACUGUUGGUUCACAGUCACACUGAGAGAAGGCUUGUCAGCGUGUUUGCUUCAAUAUUUCUACAAACCGAUGUUGUGAUUUACCAAAAAAAUUGUUGAACACUGAGGCGUUUCCUCUUAGACCAGCAGGAGACACUGAAGCUCGAAACGCAGGAUAAUCAGAACAGCAAUGAUCCCGAUCAAACCAGUGUCGAUCACACACACACACACUGGCAGCCUUUCUUUUGCAAACUGCUGUCAAGCCCUUGUACUGUUUGUAAAUACAUGUAGUGUACAGACCUGCUAGUGGUGGCCUUGGACUGUUACUGAAGGAGAAAAAGGUCAAAGUUUAGUGAUCUGCUGUGCCUGUUUUGAGAAUGCAUCAUACACUGAAUUUGUUUUUUUCGUUUUUUCGGUUUGCUCUGUGUGUUUUCUUCGUUUCCACUGAGAGCUAGUUGGGCCCGAAGUGUUCCAGUGCUGCAGCGUGCAUGUUUAACGUGUUUACUUCAGAUAUCACAUACUGCUAAACAUUUUCUUUUUACCAUCCAGGCAGCUGUGAGUUUGCUUCAAACUUGCUUUACUUAGAUAAUCCAUCAGAGGGAACACAGACAGUAUUUGGUUGGUUAUUUCAAGUCUGCUCUGCAUUAACAUGAAACUAUCAUGACUCUCUAACAACAAUAAGCAGAUGUGGAUGUUCCUCUCUGUGAUGGAUUACUGAACUCCAGCAAGUUUCAAGGUGUUUUCCUUUUUCAAAACAUGUGACACGAAUGUAAAGCAACGGCUGUAGAAGGUAGACAUACAUUUAACGUGUCUACAGCUCUCCACAGUUUGUCGUGUUAUCAGUACAUCCACAUGACCGAGCCAGACAUCUGAGAAAUCCAUGACUUUGAUCUGUCUUUGUAAAAACGCAGAGAGUUGUUUACCAAGAAUGCCUAAAGACUCGUUUCAUGUGGAUCAACAAAAUAUUCCAUCCCCUGCAUUAAUUAUAAGAUGCAGAAUGAAAAAUGACAAACACGUUGCUCUCUUUGUUGUGUCUGAAAAUAUCGAUUGAGCAAAAACACAAAAGAACAAAAGUGUUUAUUUCUUUUUUUACACAAAAGAGAUUUCAUUUCUGGACACUGUCUUGGGGAAAUUGGGUUAAAAAUCUUAAAAAAGCAUCUUGAAAAACCUUCAGAUCAGUGUCAUUGUUUUAGGAUUUGAUGUUUCAUCUGAAUGAGCAGCUGAUGAGUAUUUCUGACUCAGAGUAAAUGAGCUGAAACAUGCAGCAGCACUGGAACACUCCUUUAAGAGCCCGUGUUGUGAAUACGAUGUACUGAUUGUUCACUGUUUAGGUUUAUGGUGAAGACACGUUUUGUUGCUGUGAGCGCUACAUUGCCCAGAUGACUUGCAACAUUAACAAAGUAGUGAUACGUUUUCAGCUUUCUUUGUUUUUUUUUUUGUUUUUUUUCCUCCACUGAGUUGAGGUGUUAAAAGUUGUAGAAAUAUCCAGGUACAGGACGUCCUCAGGCAAGAAGUGUCCUCGUGUACGGUGCGAUGCUGUCAUUAUGGUUUAGAAAAUUCUGCACAAAGCCAUAACACCAACCGUGUCCAGCGUGCAGAUGUUUGAUCCAUAAAUCCGCACCCGUCUUUUCAGUUUAGAACUUAAAAUAAGUUUGCGUUUAUUGUUCUGGAUUCUUCACAAGUGUGAAAACAAGUUUGAACAUUGCAAUUAUGCUCUUUUUUUUUCUAAAUGUGUGUAAAUUAAGUACUGUACAUGUGAUUCUUUGAGGCUUGCGUUUCUUUUUAUAUUUUUUGCAAGAAAAUAAUGCCAAAUAAAAAAUGUUUCAUUUCAA
Larimichthys crocea (large yellow croaker) is the source of this 4518-nucleotide messenger RNA. RefSeq names its product melanoma cell adhesion molecule a (gene mcama). Bases 165 to 2027 code for a protein of 620 amino acids. The record is from RefSeq and is a predicted model, not a curated record. Gene Ontology annotation, molecular function: laminin receptor activity. Lineage: Eukaryota; Metazoa; Chordata; Actinopteri; Sciaenidae. The transcript is spliced from 16 exons. Gene Ontology annotation, cellular component: plasma membrane.